This is a messenger RNA of Scophthalmus maximus (turbot), 5361 nucleotides long. It is a transcript of the gene ccdc150, whose product is annotated as coiled-coil domain containing 150. The record is from RefSeq and is a predicted model, not a curated record. The transcript has 19 exons. Bases 882 to 2702 code for a protein of 606 amino acids. NCBI's taxonomy places the organism in Eukaryota, Metazoa, Chordata, Actinopteri, Pleuronectiformes, Scophthalmidae.
GCACAGCUGGGUUGGAAUCCCCUGGUUUCUGUUUGACUGUAAAACACAACAGAGCGCCACUUUUCAGAUUCAUAUUUCUAAACUAAACUUUAUUUCGCGGUUGUUGUUGUUGUUGUUGUUGUUGUUCUCGUCACGAGAUUUGAAAUAGCUUACACGGUUGCUGUGAUUUUGCGAGCGCGCCUCCAUCACGGACCAGCAGCGAGUUGUCGACUAUAGUCUGACAUCAGUUUUAGAAGACUUCCACAGUUUCCCUAGACGUUCGUUGUCAUUUUCUUCGACCUGUUUUCGCAGAGUAAACCGAACAGUAAAGUGAACUUGCUGGUGCAACUGUUCGCUGGUGUUUCGUGUGUGGCAGAAAGAGGUUUGUAUUGGGAAGUCUGUGUGGCGAAUCUGCCGCGGGUGAAUAACAGCAUCACUAUACACUGGAACCGAUGUGUAGUAUCAUGGUUGGUUUUGCUGUAGUUUCUAUUUUUCUCAGUUACCAUGUCAAAGUCUAAAUGGUUACAUCUAUGUAAAAGACAAUUUAACAAACUUACAUUUUGCCAUUCAUCUCAAUCUUUUUUAAAUUUUUUUUAUUUUCCAGAAAGAUUGAAAAGUUAUAAAAGUGGGGCGCAAGUGCACCAACAAGAGUCGUCUGCCCUCACCUGCAGCCAGUACCCUCGUCUGGUAAUGUCCCGCUCAGCCACCGUGCCCCUCGGUGCUGGGGGGGCCACGGCCCCGACACCCUGACCCUCCUGCACCGGCGCCUGCUGCUGGCCGAGGAGGAGGCCGCGGGUCUUAUUCGAGACGUGGGAACGCUGGGAGUAUCACCGGAUGACAUUUUGGGAUCCAGAGGGGCUCCAAGCCCCCCUGAGCUGCGGCGGGUCUUGGGGGACGAAAGCAUGCUGUGGAGACACUGUGACUCACUGGUGAGUCGAGUGUGUCGCAUGGAGAGCCUGCUGCAGACCCUCAAACUGACCAUCUUCCGCCUGGAGACCGAGAGAGAGCUGGAUCCCCCUCACACAGCUCAUCUGACACAGCAGCUGGUGGCGCUGCGGCAGCAGAGGGAGGAGGAGCAGCGCGCCUGCAGGGCGGAGGUGAUGAAGCUCAGGGAGCAGCUUCGGCAGGCCGACCAGGAGCGAGACGAAGCUCGCACUGAUGCACACAGCCUGUGGGAGACGGUGGAGGCAUCUGCUGCCGCCAAGGUGGACGUGGCUUUGGCUGCUGAGGAGCUGAAGAUUGUCAAACUAGAGAUGAGUCAGAAGAUCACAGAGAUGAAAGAGCAGAUGAGGCAGGAGUCCGCCCGCUCCAACGAAGCCACUAAGUCUCAGAGCAGGCUCCUCCUGCGGGCGGAGGAGAUGGAGGCAGAGGCGGAGCUGAAGAGGAGACAGGCGGAGCUCCUGCAGUCCGACCGCCGGGUCUUAUGUGCGGAGGUGAAGACCAGUCGGCGACAACUGGAGGAAGAGAGGGAGCGGGGCAGACGGCUGGAGGAGCUCUGUGGGCAGCUCGAAGAACAGACGGCAACAAAGGAUUCCCUCGUGUCCGAGUUGAAAACUGAACUGGAGGCCGAGAGGAGUCGUGUGGUAAAGCAAGUGCAAGAGCAAGACCGGCUGCUGACGGCCGCCAGACGCAACAUUCAGACUGAGCUGCAGGUGGCGCUGGCGCACAGCGUUAGCCUGCAGGAGGAGCUAGAGAAGCUUAAAGGAGAACAUGCUCAUCUCCUGCAGAGCUCCUCUACUGCACAGGAAAUGGCAGCCGUUCAGAAGGAGCUCUUGGAGCGAACCGUCACCAGGCUGCAGGAGGAGCUGAGCACAGCCCAGAGAGAGAAGGAGGCGAUGAGGGAAGACCUGGCGCAUUUCAAAAAACAGUUGUGUCUUGUUGUCACUAAGUUGGAAGGUGAGAAGAGCAGUCUGGAGACCCGACUUAGCAAGGCCACGCGGGAGGUGGGAUCUCUUAGCUCGGCCUUACAGAGUCAGCAGGGCGAGAACAGGAGGCUCAUGGGAAAGGUGUCCGCUUUGGAGCAGCAGCGGACAGACAACGUGUGUUUCUGUGGUUGCGUGCAGCACGUGGACCAGAUGCUGAGGGACCUGACUGAGGAGAACAAGCCGGCUUAUGAGAAACUAAAAGUUAAGUUGGAGUCCUUGCAGAAGGCCUUGGAUACUGUCACAGUUGACAAGGACAGACUGGCCCAGAGUCUGCAGCAGGCUGUGUUGACCAACAGCAAAGUGCAGCAGAACCAGGCCACCAUCACACUAAGAGACGAGGAGCUGCACGAGGCUCGGACAAAGGCUAAUGACUUAUCCGAGGAGCUCAGCGCCAUCAAGCGACGAUUUAGCGAAGACUAUGAAUUUGCCAUGAAGAAGCUGCACAGAGAAAUCUCAGAGCUAAAAAUGACAGUUAAGGACUCAUCGCGCAGUUCAGGUGACCUGUCGAAGGGGCUGCACCGGCGGGUGUCCGAACUGGAGAGGCUGGCGUCCACACAGAGAGUUCGUAUCUGGGAGCAGAGGAGCCAGAGGAGGCAGGAGCAGCAGAGCAGAGAGUUGCAUCAGGACAACUGUCAGAAAGUUGAGGUUUCAGGCAAACGGGAGGUGGAGUGGGAGAGGUGGACCUCCACCAUCCAGCGCUGGGAGGCCAAGAGACAGCUGGCUCACGUCACCGAGGGACUCAAUCCUCCUUCAGCUAACCAUCGACUGCCCCCCCCUGGCAUGGCAGAAAUAAGAUGACCUCGUGUUGCGAAACAAACACUCAUCUCUGGAGUCCCUCUGAGAGGCGAGGAGAGAAAAACCUCAACAGACCCGCGCGAGCAAGGCUCUUCGAAGAUGUCAUCAUCACGCAACCCGACUGAGAACCGGUGGGACGUGAGGCAACAAUCACAGGUCUCCUGGUGAGUUCGCAGUCAUAACAGCAAAUUGCCUCUCGCGGUAGCCGAAGCUCUACGACGGCACUGGUUGCACACACGUGGGUGUCAGUGGGACGGUUUGCGGUCCUGUGGGGGCUGCUGGGGCCGCAUCUGAGGAGGAGGAGGAGGACCAACUACCGGGUUAUCACUGACACGGAAUCUAUCCUAAUUGGAUUACUGUCUAGAUGUCUAAAUCAACAAAACUUCAACCCCCGGACAAAAUGAAGGCCAUCCUAAUUCAUCCAUCCAUCCAUCCAUCCACCCAUACCUUGGCCUUGCUCUGUGAGGAGAAGUGCUGCUGGACGAACAGGGCUCCCAGGGCCAUGCCAAAGUGCUUGUUGGCCUGGGUGAGGCAGAGCCUGCCCAGCUCCAGCUGCUGCUCGGUGCCGUCGAUCUCCCGGGAAAACUCGUGGAUGGUGCUGCGGAAGGCGGUGGACAGGUGUUCACUUAGCGCCGCCACAAUGCGCCACAGCAUGUAGUUGUGGAGGACCCUGAGACGGACGACACGAGAAGGACGGGUCAGUUACCUUUAAAUGGGUUUGGUUUUGGAUUGAAAACAGACAGAGAAAACACUGAGAGCUUUGCCAAAAUCCAGACAGAUGUUUUUUAAACCAGAAGAACCCAUUCUCAUAAAACCAUUAGAGAAAGACUCUAAGCAACUUGUCAUAUAGCAGACCAAGUCAAACUAAAGCAGUGAAAUCCCUGAGUGUGGGAAACUGAACAAUGGCUCAUACUAUUAUCUCUAAAUUCAUCUUUUCACUUGCAAGAUGAGUAAUGUGUUAUUAAUGCUUUUUAAAAGUCACAUUCCGUUUUUGCUUCAAUGCGAGACUGUAGCGCAUUCUUGCGACUUUGCAGUGUCUAACCGCGGUCUUCCAUCCGGCCCAAAGUUUGUGUUUUUUCCCAUUUGCCCUCCGAGCCCCUCCGAGAGUCAGAAAAGUUAGAGAGAAAAACAAGAGGGAGACAGUGAUCGAGAGCGAAUGGCGAGGAGUCAAGCGAGUCAAGCGGGUCUAACAGUUAAAGAACAGCCCCCUCCGAUCCAGAGGGACUCUCAGCGGAGCGCCAGCAGAGGGGUUGAGGAAAGUGUCGAGCGGGAGGCGAGAGGAUGGAUCAUUCGUUUAUGUAUUCAAGCUGUGUCUCGCCCCCCCCCGCCCCAAACCCACCAGACAAUAGAGUGCUGGUACGUCCUCAUGCCCCCACUGGGUGCACACAUCUAAUAUGCCCCGGGGAAACAAAUGCCCCCCCGCGCUCCGACUGCGAGAUCUCCAUCUGAACCUCGAGGCAUGUUGUUGUUGUUGUUUUCGCCUGAUUUUCCUUUUUUAAUUUUUUUUGUAUUAUUAUUUUCCCUACGCAACAACAGAUAUGAAAUCUAAAGCGCCUUGGCAACCGCACCCUGCGGCCCUCGCCAACAAAGCUCUUGUGAAGUGAAUUUAAUUGGCGGGAGAAGCGAAAAGGAAAAGUCAAGAAGGUGGAGUGAGCGGAGAGAGCCUCAGCCGGUGUCCUUGAUCAUCAGACACCAUGAGACACCAUCAACAUGUGUUACAGGUGUGGCUUGCUUUGCGCCAUUAGCCUAGCAGGUUGGUGUCAAUUUGUCACCCCCCCCCCCAUUUGCUGCAGAUUAUUUGUUGGCCCCGAAAAAGGAGCGGCAGCUACAUGCGAGGGAGUCCUCUGUAUGGAAGUGGUAAAGACGAACGCGCUCCGCUCCUGAUGUGUGGGAGCGACGGUGAUAGGCGCUGCGUUUAACUCGAGGCAUCUUGGAAGAGCAGUGAUGACAGUAAUCUCUCAGGGUAAAGGGGGAUAAUCCACAAUGAGCUGUGUGUUUAGGAAAAAAAACAAACUCACAAUGCUAAUUAAAUUUGUACCCGUGGUUGUGCUUUCUUUUCAUGACUGUGUAGUGGCGGAUUGUAGGAGACAGUCCUCAGGAGAAAACAGGACAACGCUGGUCAUCAUUUCAAACACUCAAACGCCGCAUAUGUUCACGCCUUCCUGACAGCAAAGGCUUUUAUGUUCUCAUGUAAAUUAAGGCCAUUAAAAGGCAAAAGUAACAAACAAGUCGUAGACAUCGUUUUGUAAGCGGUCAUCAAAUGAUCGUUACAUUGAGACCGAACGAUCAUGAUGCCACUUGUAUAUCAGGUUGUAAUGAAACACAGAGGAUCGUCGGGUUAUUAAAAUAUAAUUCUCAUCGUCCAACAAUUUACAGCUAAGGUCAUGCUAUUGCAGUUCGACUUCCAACUUUCUAAUUUAACUGGUUUCGGCAGUGAUGUAUUAUCUGAUGGAUGGUUUGUGUCGAUUUUGUUCAGGGAGAGAGAGACUGGUCGGGGACGUUUUAGGAUGGUGCAAGGGCUAGAAGUGUGUUGGGGCAAUGGUUACAUUUAAAAUUCAGCUGAAGAGUUGGAGGGUGAAUACAAGAGAUUUACCAAAAUUGUUAAAAGCACUCUUUAAUGAAGCUUUGUUGAGUUAAAAUAAAAAAGUGAUGUACACUGUAA